Messenger RNA from Adineta steineri, 822 nucleotides. Lineage: Eukaryota; Metazoa; Rotifera; Eurotatoria; Adinetida; Adinetidae. The record is from the annotation of a GenBank genome assembly.
AUGUAUGUUUUAGAUUGUAUUAAAUUCUCAGAAGAAAUUGAAGAUUUCGAUGUGAAUAUAUGGGAAAAUUUGAUUAAUUCUGAUGAAGUAUUUACGAAACAAUUUUCUCAAUCAAUAAAUACAAUAGAUUAUUCGGAUAAUUCUACAAAUAAAAAUGAUAUUCUCAAAUUAUCAUCAAACGAUAUAAACACAUCAACAUUUGAGAAUAGUAAUAAGUUUAUUCACAUUCAUCGGCCGAUGAUAAUUCUCGUUUCACCUUCUCUCAAUCAACGUGUUCGAUAUGCAAAUGAAUGUGAAAAAAUAAUUCGCUAUGUAUCCAUUCCAGAUAAUAAUAUAAUGACUUUCAAAAUUCCUGAUCUUCGUGAUAAUCUUAUUACUGGUGAUACACUCUGGAUGCGUAUAACACGAACGACAAUAGAUCAUCGAAAAGAUCAUUUAGUUUUUUAUCAUCCAUAUCCAAUAUGGAUUAAAAAUGAAUAUGCAAAAAUUCAUAAUGGUUCAAUUUUUAUUCCAAUUAAUGAUAAUGAUAUGGAAACUGGUACUAUGAAAAUUUAUACUUUAACAAUGAUUAGACUUAAACAAUAUGAUUUAGCUAAAAUUAAUACAUUACCAAUCUAUUCAUCGACUCAACUUGUUGUCUUAGAUCAACAUUCAGUCGAAAUUAAGACACCAAAACGUAUUCGAGAUGAAUAUAAACUUCAACAAUCGAUUUUAAAUUUUCAAAUUGUUCGAGUCGAUCAAAAUAAUCUUGCCUAUCCAACAGAUUGUUUUUGUCAAACAGAAUCUAUUCAUGAAAUUGAAGGUAAAGUUUGUUCAAUGUAA